AUGAACUACGAUCUAAAUGACCACAUGGAAUUGGCUAGAUACAAUCUCAAACAAAAACAAACUAAAAACUGGAUAAAUGUCACAAGUCAGUCAAAACAGUCAAGUCAGUCUGAACUAUAUCAAGCGGAAAAACAAUCAAUGUUUACUGGUGUCAAUAAUUUUAUGACCAAGCUUAUAAUCGAUAAGGAUCGUUUGAAUAAUUCUAAAUUUUACAAAUCCAAUUCUGAGGAAAACAUGAUCUUGGAUGAUUUUAAAGAACGUAUGAAGUCAGCCCAUGACAUUAUUAAUCAACUAAAUUGUUUGAUACAAAUAGAAAAAUCUGUUUGGAUAGCACCAAUUUAUGAAAAUACUCCGAAGGAUAGACAAAAAUUCCAUGAACUGAAAAAGAAAAUAAAUUGGAUGGAGGAAUCAAUAGAAUCAGCUGUUAAAAGAUAUAAUGUAAUGAGAAUAUUUUUAAAUCUUCCAAAAGACAAUUUAUAUUCAGAAAUAAUACAUCAAACGCCACCAUUUAAACUAGAUUAUAUGUCUAAAAAAAAAAGACAAGAAAUAGAAAAUCAAUUUAAAUUUAAAGAAACAGAACUCAUUUUAUCCGAUUUGCGAUCACCAAUGGAAUUGUUAAAUAAUAGAAUUGUAGAUCAUGGGAUCGGUCCAAUUUAUCGGUUUCUAAAAAGAAACACAUCUGGUGAACAAUUUAUUUACCACUAUUCGUGUACAUUGUUUGGAAUGUAUGUUGAAGGAAGUGGUACUAGCAAGUAUGAGGCAAAACUAAAUGCAGCUAGUGAAAUGUUGCGGUCAAUUAUAAGAAAACAGAAAAAACGAACUCUUUCUUCACACAUAAGAUCUUUCAACGAAAAGGAAUUGAAAGCCAUCGGUCAAAUGAUUAAGUUUAAAGCAAACUAUGUGGAGGUACUUCAUAGUGAAUGCGUUAAAUAUUCGUUUAAGCCACCAGUUUAUACGCUUAUAUCACAGCCCAAAAAUGACGAUCAACUGGUUAGCCAUUAUUCAAUCCAAUGCAAUGCGAUGGACUUAGUGGCGAUAGGACACAGUAACAAACAAUCAACAGCCAAACAAAUGGCAGCACACAAUAUAAUGAAACUAUGGGAGAAAUUGAAUUCAAACAGCAACCCCUCCAAAAAUGUUGUUAAUGGUCAUCAUUUGUGGAAAUAUAAUUUUACCGAAGCCUAUUAUUUAAUAUUUGCCGGCCGCGGUAGCCCCGAAGAAAGUCCUGGGGCAGCAUAUGCCACCCCUGCUGCCCAUGUGUUCAAGCAUAUGGCCUUUAGGUACUAUCCUGAAUUUCCACUAUCCCCUUUGUAUAAACUUCUUCCGUUUCUUCCUGAUAUAUCUGGUUUUUUUACUGUGGCUGCUGUCACCGUCGAUAUCUCUCCGCCCUAUGCCUUGUGUAAAGCGACACAUGAAUGUUGA
Molecule: messenger RNA, 1422 nt
Organism: Myzus persicae (green peach aphid)
Lineage: Eukaryota; Metazoa; Arthropoda; Insecta; Hemiptera; Aphididae
Exons: 11
Coding region: 1-1422 (473 amino acids)
Source: RefSeq, a predicted model, not a curated record